AUGAGUUCUUAUCAAUCACCUACAUAUGUUAGGUUCGGACAUUCAUUUCUAACUCAUCCUUUCCUCAUUAGCAAAGAUCCACCACCCACUUAUGACGAAUGCCUCACUAAACUUUCGGUUCAACACGUUAUCAUUGAUUGCAUCAAGUAUCGGGACAUAAGAAACAACUUAGCAAUACCACCUAAUACUCGCGAGGAAGUUCCUGUGAAACGAUUGUCAGUCGCCGAUCUGUUGCCAGCCACCCAUUACUACAUGACGUAUGACGGCUCUACCACGGUUCCCGCGUGUCACGAAACCGUUACCUGGUUAAUACUAAACAAACCAAUCUACAUCACUAAACAACAAUUGUACAGUCUGCGGGGUCUGAUGCAGGGCAGCAAGAAGAACCAAGGAAUGGCACCGCUGGGCAACAAUUUCCGACCACCUCAGCCGCUUCACAAUCGACUGGUGCGCACCAAUAUCGAUUUCAACCUGAGAAAGGACGAUGAAAAAUAUUGCCCGAGCAUGCACAAAGACGUAUACUACAAGGCCAAUGACUGGAAACCUCACUAAUAACGUACCUUUCUACGUAUAAACAACACGCGGCGGCAACUGCCAUCCCCAUCAUCGUCGUCGUCGUCACUCGCUCGUAUAGAAACAACACCUAAUACACUAUCAUCGAGUAAACUGGAUGACAACGACGACGACAUUCCAGUAUAUAUCAUGUUAUGAUAUUAUUAUUAUUAUAUUAAUAUUGUGUAAAAUAA
Messenger RNA from Diuraphis noxia (Russian wheat aphid), 746 nucleotides. RefSeq names its product carbonic anhydrase-related protein 10-like. The record is from RefSeq and is a predicted model, not a curated record. Gene Ontology annotation, molecular function: zinc ion binding; carbonate dehydratase activity. NCBI's taxonomy places the organism in Eukaryota, Metazoa, Arthropoda, Insecta, Hemiptera, Aphididae. Gene Ontology annotation, biological process: one-carbon metabolic process.